Medicago truncatula (barrel medic) is the source of this 2796-nucleotide messenger RNA. RefSeq names its product ribonucleoside-diphosphate reductase large subunit. The record is from RefSeq and is a predicted model, not a curated record. Gene Ontology annotation, cellular component: ribonucleoside-diphosphate reductase complex. Lineage: Eukaryota; Viridiplantae; Streptophyta; Magnoliopsida; Fabales; Fabaceae. The coding region runs from base 71 to 2485 and encodes 804 amino acids. The transcript is spliced from 2 exons. Gene Ontology annotation, biological process: deoxyribonucleotide biosynthetic process. Gene Ontology annotation, molecular function: ribonucleoside-diphosphate reductase activity, thioredoxin disulfide as acceptor; ATP binding.
CCCUCUUCAAUUCACUCCUCACUUUUGCGCCAAAACUGUUUUACGAAAUUCCCCAACCAAAUCGAAGAAGAUGUACGUUGUGGAGAGAGAUGGUCGUCAAGAGGCGGUUCGUUUUGACAAGAUAACGGCGAGGUUGCAGAAACUCAGUUACGGUUUAAGCACUGAACACUGUGACCCUGUUUUAGUCGCUCAGAAAGUUUGUGCCGGCGUUUACAAAGGCGUCACCACCACUCAACUUGAUGAAUUAGCCGCUGAAACCGCCGCUGGCAUGACCGCUAACCACCCCGAUUAUGCAUCCUUGGCUGGUAGGAUUGCUGUUUCAAAUCUGCACAAGAACACACUGGAAUCCUUUUCUGAAACUGUUAAGAAGGCGGCUCCGUUGAUUGCUGAUGAUGUGUAUGCAAUCAUCAUGAAGAAUGCGGCUCGAUUGGAUAGUGAGAUAAUCUAUGAUAGGGAUUUUGACUACGAUUACUUUGGAUUCAAAACCCUAGAAAGGUCUUAUCUGUUGAAAGUUGAAGGAGUGGUUGUGGAAAGACCUCAACAUAUGAUAAUGAGGGUUUCUGUUGGAAUUCACAAAGAUGAUGUUGAAUCUGCUGUCAAAACUUAUCAUUUCAUGUCUCAGAGAUGGUUCACUCAUGCUUCUCCUACACUUUUCAACGCCGGAACACCUAGGCCUCAGUUGAGUAGUUGCUUCUUGGUUUGCAUGAAAGAGGAUAGUAUUGAGGGGAUUUAUGAUACAUUGAAGGAGUGUGCUGUCAUUAGUAAAUCUGCUGGAGGGAUUGGUGUUUCUGUUCACAAUAUACGUGCCCAAGGUAGUUACAUUCGGGGAACAAAUGGAACGUCUAAUGGUAUUGUUCCGAUGCUUCGUGUGUUCAAUGAUACUGCACGUUAUGUUGAUCAGGGGGGAGGCAAGAGGAAAGGUGCUUUUGCUGUGUACUUGGAGCCAUGGCAUGCUGAUAUAUUUGACUUCCUGGAAUUGAAAAUAAAUCAUGGAAAGGAAGAGCAACGUGCUCGAGAUUUAUUUUACGCCCUUUGGGUGCCUGAUCUCUUUAUGGAAAGAGCUCUGAGCGAUGGGGAAUGGUCCCUGUUCUGCCCCAAUGAAGCACCUGGUUUGGCAGAUUGUUGGGGUGAAGAAUUUGAUAAGCUGUACACUCAGUAUGAAAAAGCAGGAAAAGCAAAAAAGAUUGUUCAAGCACGGACUCUGUGGUUUGCAAUUUUGAAGUCACAGAUAGAAACUGGAAAUCCUUACAUGCUUUUUAAGGAUACUUGCAAUAGGAAAAGCAACCAGCAGAAUCUGGGCACAAUUAAGUCAUCAAAUCUGUGCACUGAGAUAAUCCAGUAUACAAGUCCAACAGAGACUGCUGUGUGUAACCUUGCAUCAAUUGCACUACCGCGUUUUGUAAGAGAUAAGGGUUUGCCUGUGGAGUCUCAUCAGUCUAAGCUUGUUGGGAGCAGAGGCUCUAGCAGUCGGUAUUUUGACUUUGAAAAACUAGGAGAGGUUACUGCUGUGGUGACAACCAACCUUAAUAAAAUAAUUGAUGUCAACAACUACCCAGUUGAAACUGCAGAAAGGUCAAACUUGCGGCACAGACCCAUUGGUAUUGGAGUUCAGGGUCUUGCUGAUACCUUCAUACUACUAGGAAUGGCAUUUGAUUCACCAGAGGCUCAACAGUUAAACAAGGAUAUUUUUGAGACUAUAUACUACCAUGCUCUCAAAACUUCUUGUGAAUUAGCUGCAAAAGAAGGCCCCUAUGAAACUUAUAGCGGUAGUCCUGUAAGCAAGGGAAUUCUUCAGCCUGACAUGUGGGGUGUGACUCCCUCCAAUUUGUGGGAUUGGGGUGCACUUCGGGAGAUGAUAUCAAAGACGGGUGUACGGAAUUCACUUCUUGUUGCCCCUAUGCCAACUGCAUCUACCAGUCAAAUUCUUGGCAAUAACGAGUGUUUUGAACCAUAUACUUCUAAUAUCUACAAUCGCAGAACUCUAAGUGGUGAGUUCGUUGUAGUGAACAAGCAUCUUCUUCACGAUUUGACUGAAAUGGGACUGUGGAAUCCUGCACUUAAGAAUAAGAUUCUCUAUGACAAUGGUUCAGUACAGAAUCUUUCAGAAAUACCUGCUGAACUGAAAGGCAUAUACAAAACUGUUUGGGAGAUCAAGCAAAAGAUAUUGGUUAAUAUGGCUGUUGAUCGAGGAUGCUACAUAGAUCAGAGUCAAAGCUUAAAUAUACACAUGGAUCAACCCACCUAUGGAAUGCUUACCUCCUUGCAUUUUCAUGCUUGGUCAAAGGGUUUGAAGACUGGGAUGUACUAUCUCCGAACACGAGCUGCAAGUGAUGCCAUCAAGUUCACUGUUGAUACGUCUGCCAUUAAAGAUCAACCUAAGGUGAAGGAAGCAGAUGAUGCUGAGGAUGAGGAUGAUGAUGCCAAGAUGGCACAGAUGGUGUGCUCUUUGACAAACAGAGAUGAGUGUACGUCCUGCGGAAGUUGAAACUACACCUUAGUAGAUUUCCACCUGUUGGCUUGAACGAGGCAUGAACAAAUACUUUACUGCAUAACUGCACUACAUGUGAAGUCAUCAUUUGUCUAAGUUUCAAAUGCCAAUCCAUGUAUGGAAAUCUUCAAGAUUUCUGAUAUGUCUUCAGUGCUUUGUAUAGAAUUUACUCUAGUGUUAAUUUCAUUUGCCUUCAUUGCUUGAUCAAAAAAAAAUAUUCUAUGAGAAAUUUUAGAAGUUUGAACAAUUAACUUUGCAUUUAAAGAAGCUUCCCAUCAGUGAAAUUCCACUGGGGUUUUAUAGUUUAA